Lymnaea stagnalis (great pond snail) is the source of this 14171-nucleotide messenger RNA. NCBI's taxonomy places the organism in Eukaryota, Metazoa, Mollusca, Gastropoda, Lymnaeidae. The record is from the annotation of a GenBank genome assembly.
CGUCUGCAUUUCAGGCUAGUAAAGUGUGUCACUUCAGCUGUUCAGUAUCUUGAAAGAAGGUCAAAUAACCAGAAAAUAUGGCAAAAAAAUUAGUGGAAACUGAACGCAUACGACUUGGAAGUGGAAGACGGAUUCCAGUACUUGGAUUAGGAACUUGUGCUCCCUUGCAUGUACGUAAUUAUACUAAUGAUUGUGGAUUAUUUCUGUAGAUCUCGUCUAGACUAGUAUCUAACUUUGCGUGACAGCGCUGACGGUUAUCAGCUGAUCACGUCAACGACACGGCAUGCGGCAUGCCGCAUGCACCCAUAGCCCAUAGUUGCCGUACACCCCCGCCAUAGUCAUUUAUUAUGGAUUUAACAUAAAUAACGAAAUUUUAUAAUUAAAAUGUAGUUGGUCUAAGCCAUGUUAGAUAUUAAACUUUUAAAACAAUAUUUUUCAAUGAAAAAUAUAAUCAGAUUAAUCAUCACAUGUCACAUGGUCUACUAAAGCGGAAAAAAGCCUACUUAGGCUUAGGCUUAGGCCUAGGCUAUGCUAUACACGGCUAUACUUUUAUAAUUUGUAUUUAAAAUUGAUAUUAGCUCUAAAAACGUUUAAAAAUCUAUACUAUAUAGUUUUAAAAUGCUUAUAAAAUAUACAGUAUAAUACAGGGCUUAUUUUUUGCUUAGGUCUACUCUUAGGUCGACACCUUCGCCUUCAUUAUGUCAUUAUUCAUAGUAAUAAGUAUAGUGAGUGUAUAGUUUAGAGUAAUCAUAGUCCACUUGGUCAUUGUCAGACAGAAAUUGAGUUACUCAUAUCAUAUAUAUAGUCAAUAUAGAAGACUAUAAGGAUAGUGUGAAAGUUAUGGUAGAGAGUAUAGACAUUGAUGAUAGUAUUACAUGUCAUAGUGAUAGUCAUGAGUCACAGUGACACUGACUUAGCCUGUGGCAUUGCAGUGUCGCCAGGUGUGGGGCCAGAAUUUUGCCGCUACCCUGCCAUGAAAUAACUAUACAUUUGGAUAAAAUUUAAAAUGCUGCCCUCCAUUUAGAGAAAAAGGGGCCACAUGGGUCAGCCCCCUCCACUUUCCGCAAUCUCUUUUUAUGCCACGCCCACUGGACUUUGCAUUUUCUGAAAAUGGUUUAUCUUUGUUUUGCAGCACAGAUCGUUUGUCUUAACAGGCAAUUUGAAAUGUCAGUUUUUAUCCUUGUCAUGCCUGUAUUUGAGCUUUUAAAAUCUUUCCACAUUAUGAUUUUGUUCCUUGGGAUGAAUAAUCUGACACCUGUUGGUGGCGUGGAAAUUUGGGUGCGGAGGGGGGCACUUUUUGCUUUAUAUGGCCAGGUUUGACUUACUGUAGCUUAGCCACUGACACCUGUAUCUAUAUUUUUCACCCAGUCAGUAAUUGAAAUGAAGCUACUUUCUGUCUGAUAUAAGGAAGUAUUAAUGUUUAGUAGGCCCCUACAGUUAAGCGCUGUCACAGUUAAGUAUUGUGUUUUGGUAAUAGGGCCUACUUAUCAAUGCAUCCAUCUUUAUUUUCAUAAAUUAGGGAGAAGAGGAGAUUAUAGAAUCUGUUAAAGCUGCUGUACGUGCUGGAUACAGACAUAUUGACUGUGCUGCCAUCUACAGGAAUGAGCGUGCUGUGGGUCAUGCUCUUAAAGAGCUUUUUGUGAUGGGAGUUGUAAAGAGAGAAGACCUGUUCAUUACCAGCAAGGUAUGUUGUUCACCGACAUAUUUCAGAGUCCAAGAGGGUACAAAUCCGACUAAUUUCAUUGAAACUCAGUUAUCAAGACUCAUUUUUGACCCAGCAAUGAAUGUCUGAAAGAGAAGAAAGCAUCCCCAAUUCUGCUAAAUGAGUCAGAAUUAAAGUCUAGCACUACAUUAUGUAGGGGGGGAGUUGGGGCACAGUGGAUCAGAAAUCUUAUUUUUAUUAAUAUUCAAAAAUUUUUCACAGAUAUUUUAAUGUUGCAUGUGGACAUUGAUUGUAUUAAAUAAUGGACUUGGAUAGGAAUCCUUAAAAUGUGGCUAAAUAUAAUAUUCUUGCUCACAGAGUGUUUCAAAGUAUGCAGGGGUAAGUCAUUCACUGUGCCCCGGUAUCGGGGCACAGUGAAUCACUACCUGGGGCACAGUGAAUCAAUAUGGAAAACGAAUCAUUAUCUGUGGCUUACGUAAAAUUGACUUAAAUUAUAGUGAGGGUAUUGAAUUUAAGGCUAUUAUUGCACUGAAUGUUAUUUUUCACAUGAGAACCUUAUAUAAACUUAAAUACAGUCAUACAACCUACUGAUUUUUUUAACCAUAGACUCAAUCACUCUGAAAAACGUAGGCAAACAAUUUUUAAAUGAGUAAUUUAUUUAUUUGUAACACCAAACUAUUUCAAUUAUAACAUAUAAAAUGACAAGCAAACAAUAAUUGGAAAAAAAUCAUCAUAGAAAAUUGCCAUAUGCUGAUAAAUCAACAUUAAAUUUGAAAUGGUGAGCAACUCGAGCCGUUCCUCUGUGGAGCAAUGGCCUGGGCAAUUUAACAAUGACUCUUCGUCAUUAUCAUAAUUUUGGCUGCAUUUAUAUUUGGGUGAAAACGAAGUAGGACAAUGUAUGAUCUAAUCCAGAUUGCAGUGGGCUUUUGGACAUAUCUGCGGAGACUUGAAAAUUUAAUGUUGGUGUCUUUGCUAACAGUCCUAAUAGAUUUUCCCUCCUCCAAAACAUGGGAGCUAUGGCCUGGGAAACUUAACAAUGAUUCUUAUUGAUUAUCAAAAUUUUGGCAGCAUUUAUAGUUUGGUGAAAAUGCUGUACGGUCUAGUCCAGAUUGCUUGGCUUUUUCGACAUAUCUGCGGAGACUUGAAAGUUUAAUGUUGGUGUCUUUGCUAACAGUCCUAAUAGAUUUUCCCUCCUCCAAAACAUGUGGUACAGCCUCCUUCAUGGCUUUCUAACCAUUUUAUCUGGGAGAGAAAAAAAGAAACACUAGUGAAUUAUUGAGAAAACAAUCAUUCUAUUAAAGAAUAACUAUUUAUUUUAUAAUGUCAUAUAUUACUCUUCACUGCUAAUAAAAACUAGGCCCUAUUCAAACUUUUUCUGAUUUAAGUUAUAUUCCACCAACUUGAGUUUAAAAUAUGUAUGUCACUAUUUUAAAAUAUUAUUAAAGAGCAUAAAUGGGGCACAGUGAAUCAAUAGCUUAAAUGAUCCACUGUGCCCCGUACUAAAAAAAAUAAACAAAUUGAAUUUUCUGCUACAUGGCUGGCUGUAUAGGACUGGUAAAUUGUUUGAAUAAAUGCUACUAGGUCAAUAAUGCCAAUCAAUUACUUCGAAUUCGUUAAAUCUAAAUAAUUUAACCUGUGAAAUAAAAUUAGAGAAGGUCCUAAAAUUUACUUUUGAUAGUAAAAAACAUACUUUACCUUGUAAAAUUUCAAAUUGACGUUAGAAAUAACAAAACUGUAUGAAUACAGUUGGCGGAUGUAAUUGCGCAAUUAUGAUGACACCAGCAACAAAAAUUUACUGGUGAUUUGGUAGAAAAUACCACUGAUUCACUGUGCCCCUUGAUCCACUGUGCCCCGACUCCCAUAUGUCACUAUAUUUAUAAGACAGGUAAAGAUCGCAGUAAAGAUCACAGUAAAGAUCACAACACCAAACUUAAAUAUAACCACUGGCAUUAUUUUAACAUUUACAUAGGACAUAGUCAGAAAAUUAUUAAAUGCUCUGUAUGUCUUCAACUAUCAGGAAUUAUACCUACUGCAUCUGAUUAUAAUUUGUCAGAAUGUUUGAGUUUCCACUUUAUAUUAUUAUGUUAGAAACAGAUGGACUUCAGAUAAAAUUAAACUAACUUAGGCAUUAGUGUGACAAGAGUAGCUUUUGUACAGUGCAUAUUUUAGCAACAUUAUGAUCAGUGACAUUGUUUCUGUAAGUCAUUUCAGUAGUUUUGAGAAUGUUUAAAAGUUUUAACUUUUAAUUUUAUUUCAGAUUUGUACAACAUUUUCCAGACAGAUCGCUCACUUUUUUUGUGUUUGUUUUUAUUUUCUAGCUGUGGAACACUUGUCAUAAACCAGAUUUGGUUCUUCCGAGCCUGAAAAAGACACUAGAUGACCUCGGCUUAGAAUAUGUUGAUCUCUAUCUCAUACAUUGGCCAAUGGCGUACAAAGUUAGUUGUUGUUUUUUUUUAAUUGAACUCUGGGCUUUGUAAUAGAAUGAAAAAUAAACAAACAUUUGACAUUUUGUCAAUAAUAUUAAAAUUUAAAGGCCCAAACCUAAUGGGACAAUUAUAUAUGUGAAAAGGGUCUGUUGUUCACUUGCUUUACAGAAAAGAUUAUUUAAUAGACCUCGUGUAAUUUGAGUGACCUGACUUCUCAUUCUUGAUUAAACGGAAAUUUUGACAGUGAGGUCAAGUGUACUGUAUUAUAUUUCUUUUUGAAUGACCAGGGUUUAUAAAAUCUAAAAGUCAGUUAGUUACCAGUAUUAAGAGACAGAACUGACCAACUCCUGCCUUAUGGGCUGUUCAGUGUCCUCCACAUGCACCAGCCCGCCACUCUAUGUACUGUGUUAGCUGUAUCCUCAGUCAGGGGGCCUAGCAACCUAACUACCAUACAUCACUCUUGAAAUGUGCCACUAUUCUUGUGAGAAAGUUACUUUAAAUCUUUUUUAUAUUUGUUCCAUUGCUAAAUUGCAAGUGCUAGAUGCUCAGCUUUGGUCUCUGAGUUCUUGAGAAGUAUAAUUAGCAAGCCUAGAUAAUGAAACUUGUAAACAGAGUCACAAAAUAGAUUGAGAUAUUAAUCCUACAUGUACUAUUGAGAUAUUUAUCUUACAUAUACUACGGAUGAUCCAUAUAUUUGCAUUAAUACUGUUUCUUCAGGAGGGAGGGGAGUUGAAUCCCUUGGAUGAAAAUGGGAAAGCCAUCAGUUCUGAUGUUGACUUUAUCGACACUUGGCAGGUAUGUUUUAAAAUUGCCAACUCAAAUGAAAAACUUUAAUUAUGAAAAUUCCUCAAUUGGAAAGCAACAUUUCUGUUUACAAUUGAAGACCACAAGGGAAAAAACGGCAGAGUCACAUUUUUGUUGUUUUGAGAUAUUCGAUUUUUAAAGUUCAAAACCAUGCACAUUAAAAAUGUGUAAACAAAAUGUAAUUUUUAAAAUGCAUUUCACAAGAGUGUCCAUUUCCCUGAGUUAUUAAAUAGAUGAAUUAAUUCAAACUUGAAUGUAACAUGAUUUAUUUCAUUAUAGUAGAGAGUGGGGUCAAAAUGGACUCUGCCGUUUUUUCCCUUGUAGUAAUUUAUCAAGGUUUGAUCAUUGAUAAAUAUCUAUUUAAAACUAUUUUAUAAGUAAAUUUUCACAUUUAGGGGUCACUGGCAAAUUACUUUUGCCUCAGGUAUUAUAGUAUGGUACCAUGAAACUCGGUUUUCUAGUAAUACUGCAUCUUAUCAUUAUGGCAGUGGUUCUCAACCUUCUUAAUGCCGCGACCCUUGAAUGCAGUUCCUCAUGUUGUGGCGACCCUCAACCAUAAAACUAUUUUCGUUAGUACUUCAUAACUGUAGAGGAUAUGCAUUUGCCGAUUGUCUUAUGUGACACCUUUAAAGGAGUCAUUCGACCCAUAAAGGGGUCGCCACCCACAGGUUUAGAACUGUUGCAUUAUGGGAAAAUGUUGAAGAAUAAAAUAAUAUCUUAGUUUAGUUAUGAAAAUUGUAUGUAUGUUUUGAAUUUUUUUAGGUGAUGUGACAGGGGGGGGGGGAAUUUGUGACAUUUCGUGACAAGGGGAGGGGGUGUCUAAAAAGUUUAUUUUUAACAUGAUGUAAUUUACGAAUGACCCCUGCCUUAGGCAAAUUAUUUAUGUUUAAACUAUUAAUAUAAGAAUAUCUAUCAUGCCUAUAACUAUCAUUAAAAAAAUAUAUUAUUUAGAAUUUAACCUGAAAAUCAGAUUUAAAAUCAUACUUUCUGAGUUUCUGAUGUGCUUUUUACAAUUUUGGCCCAAUAUUAUUUUUUUUUCUCUAGCAGUAGCUGUAACUGUAUGAACUUAAGUUUAAGAGUAAAGUCAGUAAAGAGUAACAGACAGAGAUAGCAAGACAGACUCUUGAAGAUAAAGAGUUCAGGGGGAGUCAGACACAGAGUUAGAGCGAAAGGGAGAGAGAUAUAAAAACUAACUAAGAUAGACUGACAAGGAGAGACACAGACAUGCAACAAACAGUGAUAGACUAGACUUGACUAGAGCGACAGCGAAAGAGACGAGAUGGAUACACACAUUAAUUAACUGAACAUAACAAAACAAGGGUAAUAUGCGAUUUAAAAUACAAAUUUUAUUUUUUUUAAUGUUUUAAUUCCAAUUUAUUUUGUUUUCUUGUGGUAGGAAAUUAAAAAAAUUCAGGUCUGUCUGUUAACUUUUUCGCCGGUUUGUCGGUCAGCUGAGCGAAUCGGUCGCCAUCUUUAAAUUUUGUUUACACUAGAGCUAUCUCUCAUUGGACCUUUAAAUCACGUGACCUCAAAUGUCACGUGAUAUUAGUGACUUAGCCCCCUUUUCCAUUGUAAACAUUGGACUAUGCUUCUUUUUCCAUUGUAAACGGAUUUUUCGUUUCCAUUUUUCUUAUGGACUUAGCCAUUUUUUUCUCCUUUAAACUUAAUUCAGCACCUUCUAUUUUUAACUGGCUAUAAGUCAGGGGUGAUAACUCAAAAAAAUUAAAAAUGGACUCUGCCGUUUUUUCCCUUGAGGUCUUCAAUUUUUAAUUAUUGUCCCAUGCACCAUAAACAUAUAUUGACACAAGAGAAUUACCCAUCUGACUAAUCAUGUUACAAAUAAUGUUUACUAAUCAUAUUAAAUAUGCAUAGACUGUAGAAAGAAGUAAACCAUACCUUAGAUACACAAAAGAUAUUUUAUUUUCUUGACGUGCCCACAAAUUAAAUAAGUGUAAUUUAUUUUCAAUUUUGAUCACUCAGCAAUGAAAUGCGCAAUCCUUAGGCACAUUUGAGCAAAAUUUGAAAUCUAUUAUAACUUUUUACCUGCUAGUUACAAGUUAUAAUUAUGCAUUUAUGUACAUAGAAAUUGGAGACAAACAUAUUUUAUGCCGUCUUUCAAUUUAUAUAGAUUUAGAUUGAUUAAUUUUAAAAGAAGAAAAAAUGAAAUGAGUGAAACAAAGUAUGGGAAAACCUGAAAAAAUGAACGCAACAAAACAACGAACAUGUCGGCAAGAAGCCUUCAUCAUUGAACAGACAACAGUUGUGUUACUUUUUUCAGGUUUUCCCAUACUUUAUGCACUCAUUUCAUUUUUAACUAAUCUGAUUGCAGUCUCCUCCCCUAUUUCCAUAUUAAAAGAAGAGCAGAACAAUUCUAUUACUAAAAUAAUUUCAGUAUAUAGAUCUGCAGAACAAUUCUAUUACUUAACUCUUUCGAUGCUAAACAACGCACACUGCGUUCUUCCGCCGUUCUAAAAAGCAUGGACCAACACGCUGUGCGGUUGUUUCAAUAUCAUGUUUGUUUUUUCAAUAUCAUGUUUGUUUCUUUUUUUUCUUGGUUAAACUUUUUAAGAGCUAUUUUUAAAUAAUACUUUUACAUGGAACUUCAUUGUUUAUAAGCGAAACCAAGUUUAUUUGUUGACAUUUGAAGCAUUAUUUUAACAAUUUUCUUCGCGUUUUUUUUUUCUUCUGUUGCUAUGGCUACUCUAGGCCCUAGUAGGUAAGAUUCCAAGACAAUUAACAGUUUAAAAGCUUUGGAAUUGUUUUAUACUAUUUCUUUUGAUAGUGAAGAUGAUUUAUAUUUAGAUGCAUCACAUGAUUCUGAUAGUAGUAUUUGAUAGUAGUAUUUUUAGAGGAAUUGAGUUAUAGAAGUGAAGAUGAGGUAUGCGUACAACAUAGCGUUGGGGAAAAAAUGGUUUAGCAUAAAAUGUUUUCACAUUUUAUGGUUCUUUUCUGUUAUUUAUUUUAUUUAAAGUGAAGAAAUAAGUGUACAAACAUCUAGUCCUUUCAAUUAUCUUUCAUUUGUUACCAAGUUUAUAAACCAAACAAUAAUAUUUUAAAUAUUUUUUAAUAAACCCAACCUCUCACUCUUUUUCCGCUCUUUGAAAAAAUUCCGCAGCGAAAGAGUUAAAUAAUUCCAGUCUAUAGAUCUGCCAAACAAUUCUAUUACUUAAAGUUUUCCAGUAUAUAGAUCUGCAGAAAAAUUCUAUUACUUAAAUAAUUCCAGUAUAUAGAUCUGCAGAACAAGUCUAUGACUUAAAUAAUUUUAGUAUAUAGAUCUAUCCUCCCCUCCACCCCCUGUCCGUCUUUUCUGAUAAUGUCGGUUUUUAUUUAAAAUGUAUUCUUUUUAUUUUCUUGUAUUAGGCCCUGGAAGAUUGCAGAGAUAUGGGCAAAACACUGGACAUUGGUUUGAGUAAUUUUAACAGUGAUCAAAUUCAAAGAGUCUUAGAUUCUGCCAGAAUUCCACCAGUUGCUAUUCAGGUUUGUAUGUAACAAGACUUUGUGUCUGAAUGAUAAACUAGGGAUGAGUGGAGCUAGGAUGUGGACCUUGGAGUGGUUCUGUGUUUACAGUCAUUUAAAGAAAAUUAGAUUACAGUGUCUGGAAACGCAGACAACGUAAAUAAUAAUGCAUUUACUUUUUUAAAACAAUCUUUUAGCUGGAGGUCAACUGCCAUAACACUAAUUCCAAACUGAUUGAAUUUGCCAAGUCCAAAGGCCUAACUGUUAUAGCCUUUGCCCCCCUAGGUACACCGAGCAAAAAGUAAGUCCUGCCCUACAUUCAUACGUACAUUCACACGUUACAUUUAAACAAAAUAAAUGUCAAGUGUGCAUAGCCCUUUUCACACUCACUGCCCUGGUCCAGAAAGUUUGGUAAUUCAGUAUGUAAUAUGUAAACGGCUGAAUACAUCGAUAGGCAGGUUAAGAUCUGAUAACCUGUAAUGUUUCCAUACUCUUUUUAAAUAUAUUGUUUAUGUUUCCAGUGAGCUUUUUUCAAUGGCUUCAUGUAUGAGCAGGGUUAAAACUAUUUGUUUUGAUUAUUUAAGCACAGGUUAAUUAUUUUUUAAUGAUUGGGGAUGAUGGCUAGCUUUACUGUUUAGUAAAAGUUCACUAGUUAAUAUAGGUUAUUGUUUAACUUAAGAAUAUGCUAGCCGAAUGUCUCUUGAUUUUGACUUUAAUCAAAUUUUCUGGUUUAUUUUCUCCAAACUUUGAUUUGUUCUCUCUUCAAUUUUAUCCAUUUGAAAUAACCAUGUCAAAGCAAUGGAAGAAGAGCCAUUUAUAAACUGCUACAAAAUAAUUUGAUAUAUAUUAUUUAAAACACGUGGAAAGGGAAAAGUGUUAAAAUGAACAAUAAGUUUGUUUAUUUAAUACAUAUAAAUAGCGUGUUCAUGUUAUGUUUUUCUUAUAACAGGAUUGUAAUGAUAUGUUGGUUUUAUUAUAACAGAAAUUUAAUGUUAUGUUGCUUUUAGUAAAGUAUAACAGGAUGGUAAUGUUAUGUUGGUCUUAGUAUAACAGGAUAUUAGUGUUAUUACUUUUAUAUGGGUCUUCUUAUAACUAAUCAAAUAAAUCCUUCUAUUAACUCACUCAGCCCUAAACAUACCAAACUUGUGGACGAGACCGUUCUUAAAGAGAUUGCUGCUAACCAUGGCAAGACACCUGCACAGGUAAAACUUUGUGAAUAUCUUUACACUUGCUUCUGAAAAGCUGCUGUGACACUGCCCCCCCACCCCCCCCCCCUCCUCCUGCCUCCCCUCCUCUCCCCAUCAGUUUUAAUUAAUUUCAAGAUUCAUAAAUACAAUUUGCUAUAAUGUGGCUGUCUAAGUAUCAAUAGCCACAAAGAGAAGAAUUAGAUCAAUGACACAUACUUGGGUAUGCAGCCAUUUUUAAAUGACAGAUGCCAUCCUAAUAGCUACUCUACAUUCAUUGCUCAUUGAAAUCUGUUUUGUAAUUUACAUGAAACAUGAGAUAUGCACUUUGAUUGAGUACCAGAUGUAAAAUUUAAAUGGAUGCACUAACUAUUUGAAGACUUCCAUUAGAGGUAACCAUAGCAACAAUCUAACCUUAGCAACAAUGCAACCUUAGCAACAAUGCAACCUUAGCAACAAUGCAACCUUAGCAACAAUGUAACCUUCGCAACAAUGUAACCUUAGUAACGGAGAGUUUUUCAUUAAUUUAUUUUAUUUCGAAUGCUUUAAAAAAAAAAGACUGUAGAUCCACCAGUCAAAUGGGGACUGGUGAGAGCGGGAAUGUAGAUCCACCAGUCAAAUGGGGACUGGGAGAGGGGCUAUGACCAUUUUAUAGGGCAUUAAUAUGUAUCUAUUUUAUUGCCAUACUUAUUAUUUGUUAUAUUACGCCGAACCUAGGUGGCAAUCAGGUUUUUAAUUCAGCAAGGCUUGGCUACAGUUCCAAAGAGUGUUACACCCAAACGUAUUGAGGAAAACACCCAGGUAAGAUUUGCACUCUAGUUUUUUUAGUUUUGUUUUCUACAGUAUUCAUUGCAACUGCAUGAAGUAUAGUCUGAUUGGCAGAAUUUGUGAUGCAUAAAGUAUAGUCUGAUUGGCAGAAUUUGUGAUACAUAAAGUAUAGUCUGAUUGGCAGAAUUUGUGAUACAUAAAGUAUAGUCUGAUUGGCAGGAUUUGUGAUAUAUGGCUUAUAGUCUGAUUGGCAGAAUUUGUGAUAUACUAGAUGUACUAAAUGUAAAAGAUAUACUUGACCUCUGGUUGUUAUUAAUUAAAACUACAUUGAAUUAUUUUAUGCUACAAAUUUUGUUUUCGAAUGGGUUUUCAUUUACCCUAUGAAAUUCCUUUAUUAAAUAUAUUGUUGUUUCUAUAAAAUAGGGCAUGCGUCAUUUUGCUUUUAUAAAAUGGGGUCACGACUCAAAACAGGUGGGAAAUCUGUAUACUACUAGACAGAGAAAUUUUAAAAAAUAACUUUUAUAUAACUUGGGGCUUUGUUUCACUGACACGCCCCUUCGUUUCUAUUUCUUGAGCAAGCCUAUUGCGACUUUCAUAGUUUUGUACGACUGUUUAAUAAUUAGCACACAGUGUCAAAUAAAUACAUUAUUAAUUUAAAUAUGUAAAUGCACAUUUUGAAUGAUCUGAUGCACACCUUACCCAUUGUUUUUGGUGCACUUUAUUUAUUUGUAACUGUUUCCUGAGUUAGUGUAAAUUGUUAAAACUAAGAUGGACCAGUGAGUGUUGCUUGUGGCCAAUAGGUUAUUGUUGUUGGACAUUCUGGGGUCAAGAUCAUUUAUGCCUGAUUGGCAUUGAUUAUCAAAUGCACAGCAAACACUAUCAUUCCAAGAAAGAAGACUCUUUAGUACAUGACAAAUUUCUCUUAUAAAACUUUCUUGAUCAAUCUAUGUCUUAAUGUUACCUUUGGUUUGCAUGGCUUAAUGUCACCGUGCUACAUUGCAUUAAAUUGCAGUACAUUCUGCACAGGGACCUUUCUUUUCAAUACCGUACAUGAAAACAUGAAACACCACCCAAUCAAAACAUCUAUGUUUGGCAACAGCUCAAGACUAGAGCUCUGUUCAUUAUAACAACACCACACAAUCAGGGAUUCUCAAAUAUCAUCUGUUUAUUUUUAUGAUACCUUUCAGGUGUUUGACUUCAAGCUAAGUGGAGAAGAAGUGUCCAAGCUGUCGAGGUUAAAUAAAAAUUACAGAGGCUAUGAUGAAAAAAUGUGAGUUAUCUUAUCGGUUUGAUGAUGGUCAUGUCAAGGAUGUCUAUUAUUAUGGACUGCAUUUUUAUUGCUCUGUUCCUUUUUUUAUUCUCCUUCUUUACAAUGGGACUUGAACCAGUGUUGUAUGAAGGUGCUCGGGGGGGGGGGGGGUUGCGUGGAAGGACAGCCAUUUUUUUCUUUUUUUCUACCGAGGGGCAGCAUAUUUGGCCAAGUGCAGAGUUUUUUUUCCAUGGAAGGGGUGGCAAAAAGCAUGCCCCACGCUAGGUGGCACCCUAGCUACACCCUGAUGAAUUAAUUAUUCAUGGGCUUCAUUUAGAUAGGCAUCGUUUGAGAAACACAUUUAGUUUUUUUUUUAAUCAUUCACCUUGUUGAACUAUUGUUUUAAAGAAAGUUAGUGUCUUUUAUAUGUCUGAUUCUUGUAUCAAUUCAAAGAAAGUGAUUGUCAUAUACGUCUGACUCGUUACAAAUUUUACCAAAUGUCACAUGAUAUUUUGGGGCUUGUAGGGUGAUGCAGUGAGCCGUUUGUUGCUGAUCUUAGAGAGAUUGUCAUUAUGGACUCAUUCUUGGGUCUCUAGUAUCUAACUGCCGAACCCCAUGACACCCCUCGCCCCUCUGAUAGAAGAACCUAGAAAAAAUAAAACAUUCAGGUCACAUGAACUCAUUUCAUUUGUUAUUUAUUUUAAUUUGUAAUUUCUGGGGGGCACUGGUAACCUAGUGAGCACCUUGACCUAAAUUAAAAUUUCCAGGGUCAUCCCCUCAGUUAUGAGUAAAGUGACCAGGGUGGAUGGAUCAGUUAGCUGCAUAAGGUUAGAUUUCAUAGUAACUAGCGAAACACAGCAAAAACCACCAAAACAGCCUAACUCAGCUCUGUAGGUCGGAAGAAUGCUGUCAACUUGGCGUGGGAAUAGAAAUAAGCUGAAUGUUUUGUAUGUAGUCUUAAUAUUUUAGUUCCUCCUGCACAAUAAAUCCUGAAAUAUAAAAACACAUUUCGCAACGUGUAAUUUGUGUUUUGUGUUUCCGACUGUAUUUUCAGAGCUGUUGAUCACCAGUUUUACCCAUUCAAUGCCGAGUUCUGAAGCUGUGUUUCCUGAAGAUGGCAUUCUUCUUGUAUCUGCAUUUGUGACAUUACCAAGCUCCUGCCACAUGUAAUAAUAUGGACCCGCUCAUUGUUGCACCUGUAUUUUUGCUCUGACUCAUCUGUAAUAAUUCAUUAUAGGGCUCAUGUGAUUGUAGUAGUCUUCUCAGGUGGCCAAGAUAGAUAUUGGCCGGGACAGGUAUUAAUACGUUUUUUUAUUUGUAUUCUUUUGCUCAUCCUCAAAAAUUUAAUCUGCUAUUAUUUGUUUCUGUAAAAAAGAAAAUAAACUUCCCAGUGAUAUAUAUAUUUUUAAUAAUCAGGUACUUAAAUAAUUGAUCCGUCAAAGAUCAUCUUAGAUGGAGUCUGUGUGAGGUGGUUGGCCAUCUAUUCAAUAUUUUUUGUAUAAACAAACGUCUUUGGUCUAUCACCUGCAUUUAUUGAAUUUGUGCGUCACAUGGGAUUCUGUUCAACUUAGGUAUCCUUUAACUCCUGGGACUUGUUUAUAUGAAAUAAAUACUGUGCAGCAGUCUUUAUUGGCUAAUAAAUAGACUGUCUUGAAAGCCUUCAUUUUGAUGAGUGCGUUACCGUAGAAAUCUUCUCUCUCCGCCCUUAGAGCAAACCCUCUCAAAGACAUUUUAUUUAAUUUGUAAUAAAUAAAAAUCCUUUUUUAAAAAAAAAUCUGUUUGCAUCUUAUUACAUUUUUGAAAUAAGUACAAUGAUAAUUUAAAAUUAUGCCCACAUUUUUAUUUGAGCCCUCGUUUUUUGUUUUUUUUCUUGAUGUGUUAUGAAUAAUUUUUUAACAGUCAUUGAACUAGUUAAUGUUUUGAAGCUUUAAUUUGUGUAAAAAAAACAUUUUUUUUUUCACUUCAGCUGUAAUUUUUUUUUUUUUUCUUUUUUUUUAAAAAUUGUUAAUAUGUACUUUUGAUGUAUGCCAUACCCACUAACAGAAUUAUGUUGUUGGGUGGGUUGGGUGUUUUUCUGUUUGGUACAGUCACAGCAGACGUAUUCUAUGCAGAGAGAAUUUUUUUUUACAAAAUCUACCGUGUCCGAACGUACAUGAAAAAAAUAAUCUUUAAGCAUCUACGCACUAUUGGUGUCAUUUAAUAUAUUGUAAGCUUUAACCAAUUCUUUAUCUUUUAAAUGAGUUUUCUUCGAUGAGUUAUGCUCUAUUUCUGUGUUAAAGGGUUGUUAAAUAUAUUGAAAGUUUUAUCCAAAUCUUUAUCGUUUAAAUUAUUUUCUUGGAUGAGUUGAGCUCUGUUUCUGGGUAAAAGGGAUGAACCCCAUGUAAUAGAGGUUAGGUCCAUUUUUGGUGUUUUCAGUUUCGUGUAUAAUGGCUUAGAUGCAUAGUCAAAUGAUUUAAUACCAUGUAAAUUGGGCUAGUUCCAUGUAGGAGAAAUAAGUAUUCAGGCUGUUGGACAGAACUAUGUUGAUAUAGUGCCAUACGUCGGAUGUCAUCAUACAUAAUUUUACAUACACACAUAAUUAGGCAUACUAUUUUGCUUGGCAACAACUAUUGAUAAAUUCC